Messenger RNA from Lathyrus sativus (Indian pea), 1143 nucleotides. The record is from the annotation of a GenBank genome assembly. NCBI's taxonomy places the organism in Eukaryota, Viridiplantae, Streptophyta, Magnoliopsida, Fabales, Fabaceae.
AUGGCAUCUUCCCGAAUCAUCUCCCACUCUCAACCCAAUCUCCACCGUCAGUCUUCCCCCUUUGACUCCGUCAAACCUAUUCCGUCUCUCAAUCUCAAUCUUCACCCAAAACGACACCAUAACCUCCGCAUUCGUGCUUCCCUCAACGAGACGCCGCACUCCGUUGAAUUGCGAACUAUCCCCGUCUCCGCCGUCUCUAACGACGUCGUUUCCAAAGAUCCUCCAUCUCUUCCUCGGCCUUUGUCUUCGAAUCAGUUAUCUAGUGCUGUUUCCGAUGGUUCAGGACUUCGUGUUGCAUAUCAGGGGGUUCAAGGUGCUUACAGUGAAUCUGCGGCACAAAAAGCUUACCCUAAUUGUGAAGCUGUGCCUUGUGAACAAUUUGACACCGCUUUUGAAUCUGUUGAAAGGUGGCUUGUGGAUAGAGCAGUUUUGCCAAUUGAGAACUCUUUAGGAGGGAGCAUCCACCGGAAUUAUGACCUUUUACUCAGGCACAGGCUACACAUAGUAGGAGAAGUAAAAUAUGCAGUCCAUCAUUGUUUGAUGGCCAACCAUGGUGUUAAACUUGAGAAUUUGAAGCGAGUUCUUAGUCACCCUCAGGCUCUUGCACAAUGUGAGAACACCUUGACAAGAUUUGGCUUAGUCAGAGAAGCAGUUGAUGAUACAGCCGGUGCUGCAAAGCAUGUUGCUUUCCAUAAACUACAAGAUGCAGGAGCUGUUGCUAGCUUAGCUGCCGCAGAGAUCUAUGGCUUAAAUAUACUUGCUCAAAACAUCCAGGAUGAUAGUGAUAAUAUCACUCGAUUUUUAGUGUUGGCGCGAGAACCUAUACUUCCAGGCACAGACAGGCCAUUUAAGACAAGCAUAGUUUUCUCCUUAGAAGAGGGACCUGGGAUACUUUUCAAGGCCCUUGCUGUUUUUGCGCUGCGUCAAAUUAAUCUUUCAAAGAUUGAAAGCCGUCCUUUGCGGAAGCAACCUCUUAGAACAUCUGAUGAUAACAACAAUAGGUACUUUGAUUAUCUUUUCUAUGUUGAUUUUGAAGCAUCAAUGGCUGAUCAGAAUGCACAAAAUGCCUUAAGGCAUCUAAUGGAGUUUGCUACAUUCUUGCGAGUGCUGGGAAGCUAUCCUAUGGAUACUAGCAUGACAUAA